Molecule: messenger RNA, 3025 nt
Organism: Ruditapes philippinarum (Manila clam)
Lineage: Eukaryota; Metazoa; Mollusca; Bivalvia; Venerida; Veneridae
Product: interferon-induced protein 44-like
Exons: 7
Coding region: 150-1583 (477 amino acids)
Molecular function (GO): GTP binding
Source: RefSeq, a predicted model, not a curated record
UUUAUAGCAUAUCUUACAUGCCCUAAUCACUGGUGACCUCGUCCGUUAUAUACUAUAAUCAGAGGCGCAUCUAAAACGGAAAGUAGGACCAGUUCAGCAUUCGAUGUAAUUCUUGGGACAUUUUAAACCUUGUUUACAGAUUGAAGACAAUGGGUGAAAGGUUGACAAAUAAAGACAUAGACCAGCUAGAGAAAUUUAUCGGCACAGGCCCAAAAUCAUUUGAACUAUUGUAUGCUAUUUCAAGAGAUGGAUGUGAGCCAAAGAAAUUUCACGAAAAAUGUGACGAACAGGGACCCACUGUAACAGUGCUUUAUAAUGAAAACGGCUCUGUAUAUGGUGGAUAUAACCCGUCCAACUGGAAUUCAUCACGCAAUGCCUAUAAUGCAAGUAAUGAGGCAUUUUUGUUCCAGUUAUACUUUAGCGGGAAAGAGAAAUUUAUGAAAUUUCCUGUAAAACCAGGACAAUCUUGUUAUGCAACAUACAACAAUACAUCGUACGGUCCAAUAUUCGGCAGCGGAAAUGAUCUUCAUACAUUUAACGGAACGAUAAAUCGCUCUGGUACAUCCUUCCCAUUAAAUGGAUGUGCAAGUUUUGGAAAUUCCUACGACAUGCAGAACGUUAAAGAUGAUGAUAUCCACAACGGAAACCUUAAUGUUAUUGAAUUAGAAGUAUAUAAAGUGACAUAUGAUGUAAACAAAGUAUAUAUUUUAGAUGAUGAAAAUAAAGUAAGGAAACCAUGGCGUAAUAUUGAUAGCUGGGAUGCAAAGGAGCUUAAAAGGCUUAAGGAGGCCAUCCUUGCAUUUAAACCGACCCCUGAUCUUUCAUUUAGCGAAGCACGGGUCGCAAUGAUAGGCCCAGUGGGUGCUGGGAAAUCCAGCUUUUUCAACACAAUUGAUUCCAUAUUCCGUGAACGUAUUACUCGGAGGGCGUGUAGUGGUAGCGCUGAGCAGAGUAUAACUGCUGGGUACGUUCCUUACUCCAUUCGACUAAACUCGGGUGACUCUCCAAAGUUCAUCUUAUGUGAUACACCGGGUGUGGAGGAAUCGGCAGGUCUUGAUGUGAACGAUUGUAGUUAUCUUCUUGAUGGACACAUUCAAAAUUUUCAUCUGUUUAACCAGGAAGAGACAGUGACACCAAAAGAUGACCAAUUCGAGACUGGCCCAACACAGGACAGAAUCCACUGUGUGGUAAUUGUACUUGACGCCACAACACUUGAUGUUGUUUCGGAUAAAAUCAUUGAAAAGAUAAAAAAGUUUCAACGUUUAAUGAACGAGAGAGAAAUUCCUCAGCUUAUUAUACUGACAAAAAUAGACAAAAUCUGCAAAGAUGUGGAGAGGGACGUUUCAUUUACCUACAAGAGCUGGGCUGUAGAGGAACAUGUUGAGAAAGCCUCACAACUUCUGGGCCUGCGCAGGUCUAACAUACUUCCGGUUAAAAACUACGAGGAGGAGACAAAACUUGACAUCAAUGUCAACAUACUUGCACUAUUGGCUUUGAGUCAGAUUUUGGACACUGUUGAAGACUAUAUGCACAACCUUCUGGAUCGACAAAAAUUUGGCCAAAUGACUUUAAAGGAAAAGUAAUAAUGUUCAAUCACAAAUUUCCUUGCUUAACGGAAAUUUUUAAUUUCUAAAGAUAAUGCUAAUACAUCCAAAUUUUCAUUCAAAUAAAAAUUACUCUUUUUUAUAGCUUUAUUAUAGUUUUUCAUAUAUUAACCAUAAAGAAUUUGUAUUGCUUUCUUAUCAUUUUAACACUUUAACUGUCACAGCAAUUUCAUUUAUACACUAUAAAAAUGAGUUUUUUGUAAGUUGAUAACGAGUACAAUAUAUAUUAUAUGAUUGUAAAUGUUACUUUCUAUAUCUAAAAAUCUUGGUUGUAUAAACGUGUUUGUGCUUAAAACUUCUAUAUCUUGGUUGCAUAAACGUGUUUGUGCUUAAAAACUUUCUAUAUCUUGGUUGUAUAAACGUGUUUGUGUUUAAAAACUUCUAUAUCUUGGUUGCAUAAACGUGUUUGUGCUUAAAAACUUUCUAUAUCUUGGUUGUAUAAACGUGUUUGUGCUUAAAAACUUUCUAUAUCUUGGUUGUAUAAACGUGUUUGUGCUUAAAAACUUUCUAUAUCUUGGUUGUAUAAACGUGUUUGUGCUUAAAAACUUUCUAUAUCUUGGUUGUAUAAACGUGUGUGUGCUUAAAAACUUCUAUAUCUUGGUUGCAUAAACGUGUUUGUGCUUAAAAACUUUCUACAUCUUGGUUGUAUAAACGUAUUUGUGCUUAAAAACGUUCUAUAUAUUGGUUGUAUAAACGUGUGUGUGCUUAAAAACUUUCUAUAUCUUGGUUGUAUAAACGUAUUUGUGCUUAAAAACUUUCUAUAUCUUGGUUGUAUAAACGUGUGUGUGCUUAAAAACUUUCUAUAUCUUGGUUGUAUAAACGUGUUUGUGCUUAAAAACUUUCUAUAUCUUGGUUGUAUAAACGUAUUUGUGCUUAAAAACUGUCUAUAUCUUGGUUGUAUAAACGUGUGUGUGCUUAAAAACUUUCUAUAUCUUGGUUGUAUAAACGUAUUUGUGCUUAAAAACUUUCUAUAUCUUGGUUGUAUAAACGUGUUUGUGCUUAAAAACUUUCUAUAUAUUGGUUGUAUAAACGUGUGUUUGCUUAAAACAACAAUCACAGGAGUUGGCUUAUCGGUUAUCAGUAGUGGUUAAUUGGAGGAUAAUAAAGAGGGAAAGUUUUCUUGAAAGGGAUUUUUUGUGUAGGACAGCAAGACUGAGCAAGAAUCUUAUGUCAACUGACCGACAAAACAACAUCAUUCGAUCUAUCUCCAGUGGUUAUUUUUGACAUCAUUAUUCAUGUGAAUGUAUACUUGUCCAUGUAAGGAAAAAAGGACACUGAAUAAGACUUGUCUUUUGUUCGUAUCUUUUUCUUUUGGUAAACAAUCUUCAAAAAUAUCCAUUGAUUCUUAUUACUUAUUGUAGUAUCUAAUGUUUGAAAAUAAAUGUUUAAUCGAGAAUGUUUCUUUCUUUAUUUCUGAGCAC